GUGGCAGCGCACGCGCACAAGGAGACUGCCCGACAGCACAGUUGGUGGAAUCAUGUUGGGCUCGGAAGCCGAACGUGUGCUGCUCUACCUGAGCGAGGUGGAGGCGCUGGCAGAGGAGGUGCUGGCCGACAAGCAGCAGAUAGUGGACCUGGACUUGAAAAGGAACCAGAACCGGGAAGCCUUGAGGGCCCUUCAGAGAGACCCCAGCCAGUCGGAUAAAGUGAUGGUUUGUUUUGGAAACAUGUUCAUCAAGCUUCCCCGACCACGGACAAAGGAUAUGAUUCAGAAAGAUCAGGAGCACCUGGAUGAGGAGAUAGAGAAACUCCGGAAACACCUGAAAGGGAAGGUCAACCGUCUCCUGGAAGCCCAAGGUAAACCAGAGUUGAAAGGAUUUAACCUGAAGCCGCUGAGCCAGGAGGAGAUGAGAGCCCUUGAUGUCAUCUUGAAAGGAUGAAGUUCUGCAACCAAGGACCGGCAUGGGAACUUAAACCAUUGACCCCCAAAUGUCCACAGAAGAACCGCUUCACAGCCAUGACGUUAGGGUAUAGUAGGAACUAGCUUCAGAAAUCUAUCAGAUAGCAAUUUGCUACUGAAGACUAUUGUUUACAGGAUUUGGCUGCUCUAUUAAGGCCAGGAACCUACAGCCUGUUGUUAUCCACCCAGGAUACCACCAGGGUGGGCCGAAACACCGGGCCCAUUGAUAGUCCUUGGAGAAGAUCCAGGAUGAGAGGCUGGGGCAGCAGCAGUGGGAGCGUUAGAAUGACUGCCACAGGCACUUCCAACAAUGUCCUGCUGUCUGGGAGGGUGCAAAGGUUUUUCCUUUGCCUCAGACCCACAGUGUGACUAUUGUUCUAGGUCUGGGGAAGGGAGUGGGAGAGAGUGAGCACUUCAUUCCAGCAUAACCCCUCCCUUCCCUGCCCUGGCUGUGGGGAAAGGAUGAUGAAGAGAGACUUCAUAGGAUGAUGGCGAAGCUCAAUGGUGGUUUGUGGUAGACAGGAAACCUUCUGUAUUUGUGGUUCACCAUGAAGCUCAUGCAACUAGUGCUGAAGACAGCGCACAUUUCCCAACAGCUCCCCCUUUUCAGUCCUUUUCGAAUUCUGAUUACAUCAGAGCUUUUAAUAGACUUGUUAAUAUCUUGUAGAUCAGACUGAGACUUUGUCUCCUAAACCUUUCGUAGGCAAAGGGGAAUUGCCCAGGCAGUUGUUCCUUCAGUAAUUGCAGGGCUUAGGGGCAACUUACCAUUGAACAUUCCCUGAUAAUAGUGUCCCUAUCUAUACUCCCAUAGCUUCAUGGAAUUUCCCAGAGCCCAUUCCUUGAGGUGGGCACGCCACAGGACUGUACCAAAUGAACUUCCAAAGAGCCAUAAAAAAACUGAGCAGAAUAAAGACCCUGGAUGGAAUCUCCA
Vombatus ursinus (common wombat) is the source of this 1405-nucleotide messenger RNA. RefSeq names its product p53 and DNA damage regulated 1 (gene PDRG1). Gene Ontology annotation, cellular component: prefoldin complex. The record is from RefSeq and is a predicted model, not a curated record. Lineage: Eukaryota; Metazoa; Chordata; Mammalia; Diprotodontia; Vombatidae. Bases 53 to 454 code for a protein of 133 amino acids. The transcript is spliced from 5 exons. Gene Ontology annotation, biological process: protein folding.